GUCUUUGAAGUAGGACCCAGCUCCUACUGAUUGUCCUCUUUUUCUUCGAUAACGAUAUGGCUGCCGGUGCCUUGUACACUUACCCAGACAACUUUCGGGCCUACAAAAUCCUCAUCGCUGCUGAGUACAGCGGUGCGAAGGUUACUCUUCCAUCCUUCAAGUUUGGCGAGACGAACCAAUCGGCGGAAUUUCUGAAAAAAUUUCCCCUUGGCAAGUGUCCAAUGAUCAACUGCGAGGGAAGACACCCCUGGAAGGAGCAUUAAUCCAACAGUAUGUGAACUUUGCUGACCAAGAAAUCUUGCCUGCUGUUGUCACUUGGGUCUUUCCAACCCUUGGUUUGAUGCAGUUUAACAAACAGGCCACUGAUAAAGCCAUGGGAGAUGUGAAGAAGGCUUUGACAGUACUGAACACUGCUCUCUUAACAAGGACAUUCCUUGUGGGUGAACGUGUAACACUUGCUGACAUUGCAGUUGGUUGCAACCUUCUUAUGCUGUACAAACAGGUGAUGGAGCCAAGCUUCAGAGCACAAUUUGGUAAUGUGAACCGGUGGUUUCUCACCAUUGUGAAUCAGCCUCAGUUCAAGAAGAUCCUUGGUGAAGUGAAACUUUGCGAAACCAUGGCUAAAUUUGAUGGGAAGAAAUUUGCUGAACUCCAUCCAAAGAAAGAUGAGAAGAAGGAUAAGAAAGCCAAAUCACCCAAAGAGGAGAAGCCAAAACAAGAACAGCCCAAGAAAGAAAAGAAGGAAAAACCCAAAAAAGAAGAGGAUGAUGAGGUGGAUGACGUACCAAAGGAACCAAAAUCUAAGGAUCCAUAUGCUGGCCUACCAAAGAGCUCAUUUGACAUGGAUGCUUUUAAACGUGUGUACUCCAACAAAGACACUGUUACUGAGGCCAUCCCAUACUUUUGGGAACAUUUUAACAAGGAAGACUAUUCCAUUUGGUUGGCAGAGUACAUGUAUGAUGAUGAACUGAAGAGAAUCUUUAUGUCCUGUAACUUGGUUGGUGGAAUGUUCCAGCGCUUAGAGAAACUUCGCAAGACAGCAUUUGCCAGUGUAAUUAUAUUUGGAGAGGAUGGAAAUAUCUCUAUUUCGGGCGUUUGGAUCUGCCGCACGCAAAAGCUUGCCUUUGAUCUGAAUGAUGACUGGGCAGUUGACUCUCCAUCAUACAAGUUUACCAAAUUGGAUGCAGAUAAUCCAGAACACAAGAAGCUUGUUAAUGAGUACAUGGCGUGGGAAGGAGAUUUUGGCGGGAAAAAUGUUAACCAGGGAAAGAUCUUUAAAUAGACUGUUACAUUUGUAACAAAAAUUUAAAUGAAUAAAUGAAUUGUCCCAGAGCA
This is a messenger RNA of Pocillopora damicornis (cauliflower coral), 1335 nucleotides long. RefSeq names its product elongation factor 1-gamma-A. Gene Ontology annotation, cellular component: nucleus; cytoplasm. NCBI's taxonomy places the organism in Eukaryota, Metazoa, Cnidaria, Anthozoa, Scleractinia, Pocilloporidae. The record is from RefSeq and is a predicted model, not a curated record. Gene Ontology annotation, molecular function: translation elongation factor activity. Gene Ontology annotation, biological process: translational elongation.